AUUUACAUAUACUAAAUUAUAAAAUGACUACUAUUUCCCAAAUACUUGAAAUGAAACAAAACAAGCUCAGAAGCUAUUAUAUCGAUAGCGAUGGAGACGAGAUUGUUGUCAGUGAUGAUGAAGACUAUGAUGUUGCAAUUGAUUAUGCUAAGAACAAAGGAGAUGUUGUUGUCAAGUUUGGCUUAUGCAAGAGACAACAUGGAGACUCUGAAGGCGAAUCCCUAUCUAAUCUUGAGGAUUCUAUAAGUGCUUCCAUUCCAGCCUUGCAAAACUUAGCUGAAUCUGUCGUUGUUGAUGAGCAAGAGCUUAAAGAAGAACUUAAAGAUGAGUUAAAUAAUGUAUCCUCAGCUAUUUCUGAAGAAGAACUUUCUGAGGAGCAAAAGCUCGACCAGAUGCUUAACUCUCAGCUUAAGGAAACAGUCAGUGAGGAAGGAUCAAUUACGAUUACUUCUGAAACUACUGAAGAAGUACAAAACCAACUUGGAGAUAUUCCUGGGGUUCAAGAUGGUAUGAGCUCUGAAGUUGAUACUGAAAGCCAGAAUAUUCCUCUAGAUAAGAAGAUUUCUGGAGUAUCUAAUAUAUCUGAUAGUAUCUCUGAAGAAUUCGAUAUUGUUCAGUCCAGGGUUCAUUCUUAUGCACCAAAGGAGAUGCAGAAAGUCAGCCUUGAGGUUGACCCAAUAAAGGAGAGUGUUGAAGACCUUAAGCAAUCCCAAGAAGACAUCCAAAAAUCUAUCGAUGCUUCCAAUAAGAAGGAAAAUGAUGCUGAAAAUCAAUCAGAAAUUGUUGAAGAGCAAGAAAAUAUGCUUUUAGAGAUGAAUAAAGAAGAGGAAAAGGAGGUUUCUCCAGAAGAUCAAUUUAUUGAAGACGCGCAACUAGAAGAACAAAAAGAGGAUAAGAAAGAUACCAAUCCUGAUGAAAAGGUAGAAAACAAUGAAGACCUUAAAGAAGACGAAGUUGCAAAGCUGAUAGAAGAGAAUAAAGAAUUUAAAGAUGACCCAAGACUUGGAGUUGCUGUCUCAAUCGCUCAAGCUAGAGUCGUCGAUGAAGAAGACAAAAAGAAAGCUAAUUAUUUCAGAAGAGCACUUGAAAGCGUACAAUUUGCUUUUAAUGACCCUCAUAAGAAGCUAGAAAUAGCUGAUAUUGAAGACUGAGAGGAAGAAAAGGCUCAAGAAUAUGUCAUUACAGCUAAGCCAGGACAAUUUGUUAAAAAGAGAUGGAGACUUGUGAACAGAUCAAACAUUCGUUGGCCAAAGUCUACCACUAUUAAAUGAGAAACAAAGGAUGCUGAAGUAGAACUUCCUAAAAUUGAGAAGCCUCUUCAACCAGGCCAAAAGCUUGAUAUUUCAGUGAAUAUUAGAAUUAGUGAAGAGGAGACUGAGAACAACGUCAAGGUAUUUAUUUUCAGACUCCACAGUAGACUAUAUGGAUACUUCGGUGUAGCCUUGGUUGCUACAAUUGAAAUUAUCCCAGAUGAAGCUAAGAAUGAGGUUGAAGCCUUCACUCAGGAAGAAAAACUUGAAGAACUCUUGGAGGGAGACGACGAUGUAAACCCCAUUAUGUAUGAAAUUGCUAAUGAUUUCGUUGAGGAAGGCCUUGGAAACUUUGAUGAAUGCCUAUCUGCACUGAGAGAAUGCAAAUCUAACUAUGAAGAAGCUAAGGAAAAGUUAUCACACAAAACAGAAUAAACCUAAAAGGCUCAUAUUGAAUGCUCUA
Messenger RNA from Moneuplotes crassus, 1713 nucleotides. Lineage: Eukaryota; Ciliophora; Spirotrichea; Euplotida; Euplotidae. The record is from the annotation of a GenBank genome assembly.